AUGUACUCGCCCAUCUCUGGCGCUGAAUCCAACGAAUAUGAGCUCCGGGCACCAGGUGUAGUACCAAGACAGGUGGUUUCCGCGCCGAAGCAGGCUGGACUGCUGGCAAAGUGGUCUGUCUUUGGCACCUUGCUGAUCACAACGACACUGAGUUCUGUUCUUGUCGUCGCCCACGUCCAGAGCUGGCUCAUCAACGAUACUUGGUACGAAUUCUGGUUCCUUUCAAUACGAAUCAACAGAGCCGCUCUGCAGUCCGGUAUCCAGAUCAUCGCCGUUCUCCUGGGUCUCAUCCAUGCCUCGGCCGUGGCGUACCUCGUUCAGUAUGGCGUCAGUCUCGCCUUCUUCAGCGGCACGAGCUUCACGACGCACAGCCUGCGGGCCAUGAUCAACACGAGUACACAGAGAGUCAACUGGAAGGGUCCUCCGCGCUAUAUGCUUCCGGUUCUCGGCAUGUCUGUUCUCAGCCUCAUCUCUUCGGCCGUCUGGGUCGGCGCCAUCACUCCCGUGGAGAGCAGUACCAUCGUCAAACAGACCGUCCUUCUCCCUUCCUACGACAACAUCACCCACAUUAAGGAAUACCCUUCCGAGAUCAAUCAGUCGGGUCCCUCAGACAUGGCCAAAGAGGGCCACUUCACCUACUCCGUCGGUACCAAGCUCCUCGGCAACCUCAUUGUCAUUGGGUCAUCUGCCACCACGCCCGACAACUCGACUCGGCGGCACCCCAAGAUUGACAACACCCAGUACAUCUACGAAGGCCGCUCCUACGGCGUCGGCUCGGCCGUUGGUCUCAAGGACUCGGCCGUCUCCAACAUCUCCUUCGCCACAGGCUACCGAUACACCGAGCGCGGCUACAGCGCCGACGUCGAGUGCAUCUACAACAGGAGCACGGCUCUCAGGAUCGGCCGCGAGUUUCCCAGUCGCAUCUUCGCCGUCGAGGGCUACCUGCCAGACAGCACCGGCUCGCGCCAGUAUUCUGAGUACGUCGGCCACAGCCCCGACGCCAUCGUCGCCGCCUCGGUCACCUACAGCGACGACUCGAUUCGGCGGUACGUCGGCAUCGCCGCCGGCGAGAGCUACCGCGCCCUCAACGCGACGCAGUGCACCGUCGACUUCACGCCGCGCCUCUUCAACGUCUCGGUGGCGCUCGCGGGCCGCAACAUCACCGUCACGCCUCUGGACGAGACUGACGACUUUGACCCGCAGCGCAACAUCACGCGCACCGUCGUGCGCCAGUUUGAGCUCAUCUCGAACGACCUGACUAACUUUUACGAGUCAGUCCUCGGCAACGCGUUCCUCUCGAGCAUCCGGGCGUGGAACAUCUCGUACAACGCCAAUGGCGCGGCGACGGAGGAGUUUGCCACGCUGAGGGGGCUCGAGAACUCCAUGACUGCCAUGGCGGAUUCCAUGCUGGCGGCCUACGGCGCGGCGCAGGUCAUGGUUGGGAAUUUCACCGAGGAGCGAGAGGUCGACGUCACCGUGGAGACGCUCGUCAUCGGACAGAGGGCCUACAUCAUUGCCAUUGCCAUUUUGAAUGCCUUGAUCGUCGCUGCUGUCAUUGAAGAGGCCAUCAGGACGAAGGGGUGGAGAGGCCUAUCCUCGCAAGACUUUACAGAUUCGGAGUGGCUUUUGCUGUCGGGAUACCGGGGCGGACAGGAAGCGGCCGAAAGUGAGAGGCAUCGACUGCAGUAUUUGAACAACAUCCAACGCAAGCCAGUGAGCAAGCCGGGAUUUUCCACAUCGCAGUUCUCCCCGGGCGAGGUUCGUGUUGGCAUGGGCCUUGAGACGCGGGUGGUCAUGGUACCGGCAACUCGUGGUAGGGACGGUCGGAUGGCGGUGAAGCUGAGCACGCGGGUCAAGGAAUGA
This is a messenger RNA of Verticillium nonalfalfae, 1863 nucleotides long. RefSeq lists its product as uncharacterized. The transcript has a single exon. NCBI's taxonomy places the organism in Eukaryota, Fungi, Ascomycota, Sordariomycetes, Glomerellales, Plectosphaerellaceae. Bases 1 to 1863 code for a protein of 620 amino acids. The record is from RefSeq and is a predicted model, not a curated record.